Molecule: messenger RNA, 351 nt
Organism: Vicia faba (fava bean)
Lineage: Eukaryota; Viridiplantae; Streptophyta; Magnoliopsida; Fabales; Fabaceae
Source: the annotation of a GenBank genome assembly
AUGUGUUUCUUCGUCAUAGCUUCCCAUCAGGUGAGCAAGGUUGGUGCUUAUUCAAGAAUAAAGCAAGAACUAGAGUCAAAGAAACAAGAAUUCACCUAUGAAGAAGUAUUAAGCAUUACCAGAAACUUUGAAAAGUGUUUUAAGAUAUCCUUAAGAAGCUUGGUGCAGAGGAGUUACUUCUUGUGUGAGUUAAUCUUAAAGGAAACUCUUGACACUGCAGAUGAAGGGUGGUGCAACUAUAUCUGUUUUUUGGGAACUAUGCAGUUUGUUGAUGAGGCAGCUCUAGAGCAGAAAAUAGGACCUCCUGUCGAAAGGCCUCUCUUACUCCCUCCAUCUCUAAUAAUGGACUGA